CUGGAAUUGUGGGUUAUUUCGAGCACACAACACAUAUGGCGGCACACCUGCUUUGGCGAUGGGUCACGCUUCUGCUGCUUCUUCCAUUCCGCAUUAACGCGCUGCACAGGCUUCAGUGGCGAACAAGGGAUGACUGAAGGGGGGCGGCCGAAGACGGAUCCGUCGCUGAAGAAGGCGAGGGAAAAGGCCAAGAUGCAGCGCUAUCGUAAGCGCCAAGCCGACUUGUACACGCAGCUGAACGUGGAGGCGUUCCACUUGGAGUCUCAAGUUAUGCACCACGCAAAUGCCGUCGCCCAGCGGCGCGUCCUGCGUCUGUCGGCAGUGUCGUCACUUCUACCGUGGAAGGAAGUGUUGGCGGCGAUUCGAGAUGACAUGGACGAACUGACGACGGCCAACGACGCAUUGAGGGCCCGCUCGCAGGCUGUGGAGAGGCUAGCCAAGGCCAUGCAACGAUGGGUGCACAACGCGCAGUACUUUCCAUCCCCAUCGUCAUUGUCGUCGUCCCUGCACGCAUCUGGAACGCUAUGUCGAACGCCGUGGCGCCACGUCACGCUGGACGCCGCCCCGGCCACGAGAACGCUCGGGUUUGACUGGAUCACGAAGAACCUGUGCCACAACCACGAGCUGGUGUUCCAGCAGUGUCAUUUCCCGCCCAUCACGUCGCCGGACCGCGUGGCCGACUUUGGCGUCGACACGACCGACGGCAUGGAGCGGUUGCAGUAUAUUUGGCGGAUUCAAGAUGACGUGGCAGUCCCACUGAGCACAGUUCGGGAUGCAUUUGCCAGACCCCACUUUUUGUCCCAAGUGCUGGGCAAACACUUGACCAAUACGAGCAGCGUCAGUCCACACAUUUCCGCUGCCAUGCAAGCUGAUGAACACCUUUUAAGUGAUUUUGGAGGCCACGCGUGCUACUUUCAUAGCCAGUGGGGGGCGACUUCGUGGGUGCAUUUUCUCACGCGGGAGUUCCACCUAAGCGACGACCGGUGCCUCUUUGUAGCGCAGUGUAUCCACGAGGACCCGCUGAUGCCUGCGUCGCCGUACUCGCGCCAUCGCAUGAUCUGGUUUGCAUUGGAUGAAAUCACACCAGACACGACCAAGAUACGCAUGUUGUGUGUGAACGGGCGGUGCUUUAACAUGAACAGCGGCCCGGUGCCUUUGGAGGACGAAGCGGCGCGAUGGGGGGUUGACGUGGGUACGAGAGCCGGCGGGAUGGCGACUUUGCCUGCAGAAGACGACGUGGGGGACAAGGAAGCGUGGAUUCUCCAGCGCAUCACGCAGGUGGCGUUGAAAAAUGUGACAUCGUUCCAGCGAGAUCUAUGUGCCAUGCUCGCCACUCACUCGGCCCUUAGUUAGAAGAAACGAGAUAACUUUAAGGGGUUUUAAGCCAAG
Aphanomyces astaci is the source of this 1389-nucleotide messenger RNA. RefSeq lists its product as hypothetical. The transcript is spliced from 3 exons. The record is from RefSeq and is a predicted model, not a curated record. Bases 130 to 1353 code for a protein of 407 amino acids. NCBI's taxonomy places the organism in Eukaryota, Oomycota, Saprolegniomycetes, Saprolegniales, Verrucalvaceae.